Molecule: messenger RNA, 2301 nt
Organism: Cladocopium goreaui
Lineage: Eukaryota; Dinophyceae; Suessiales; Symbiodiniaceae
Source: the annotation of a GenBank genome assembly
AUGACGCAACAACACGGCAACGGGGGUAUGGUGCACAAUUUGGCAAAUGUGGAGGCAACACCUAGCUUUCUUGGCAGUUCUUUUAGAGACCUCAUGGCCAACCUCACGAUGACCAGCCAUUUCCACAGUCAAAAAGCCAAAUUUUUCAUGGUGAAAAUUCCCCUCCCUGGUUUUGAACUCCGUGCGAGGCUCACCUACCGCAAAAGCUUCAUCGACGUCGAGGAGUCCGGCGACGCCGCCGGCCGCGGCGAUGGACGGCGCGGCAGCGGCAGCCGCGUGCGCAGCGUGCCGGAGCGGCGGAGCUUCACCCUCGGGGGCGACGAACUGGAUGCGCGAGAGAAGGAGAUGGACAUGGAGAGCUAUGUGGACGCCCUGUUGGAUCGCCUCGAGGAUCCAGAAGAGCCCUUUGCCCUGCCUCAAGCACCCGUCCAGCCAGCCAAGGCAUCCUGCGCUGCGCCAUCGCUUGGAAGCCUGGGCAGCCUGGGGCAUCCGGAGGUUUGCGCGCGGCCCUGCAUUCACUUCAUCUCCGGCGGCUGCGAAAAGGGCUAUGCCUGCGGCUUUUGCCACAUCGAUCAUGAGAAGAAGAAUGUGAAGUUGGACAAGAAGCAGCGAUCCAUGGUGAAGGCUCUUGGUUCCCAAGACCUCGCCCAGCUCAUGCUGCCCUUGUGUCAGGAGCGGCUUAAGAAUGCCAAGUUGUCUGCUCAAGGUGCUGAAGUGCUGCAGAUCCUGACGGAGUUUGCAACAACACCCGGUACACCAGCGGAAGGUAUCUCUGAACAUGGCUUGAAGUAUUUGCGUCGCACAAUGGCACGCAUGAACCUUUCGUGCGUGGUGUCCAUUUUUCAACAUCAACAGGGUGAGCGGAGCGGCCGCCUGAUGGUCGCCAUGGACAAGCUGCGGAAUUCUGUGGGCCUAUCCAUGGAAGUAGCGGUGCAGACUUGGGCUGCAGACUUGCUGAGGCGCAUCCCAAGCUGCCGCGCCGGUGCUGAACUGGAAGUUUUUGCGCCCGCUCUUUGGGACGGGCAACGCAAGGCUGCUGAUAAGAUGACUGCUUGGUGGUUUCAAGUGUGCAUUGCGGCAUAUUGCGAGGUCGCAACAUCAGACAUGGAAAGGUCUGUUCCCUCGUCAUCAUUAGGGGCGUGCAGCGAAGGUGGCGCGGCGGAAGGCCUUGGAGCCCCAAUCGUUUCGCACGCGGAGCUUGCAGCGGCUCGGAACCGAAACAUCACUCCAGGCUGGAUCAUUCACGGCUUCGAGGCGUUUGAAUGCCCUAUGAGCUUCCAAGAGUUGGCGCAGGUGCAGAUCGAGGAAGAUGAGGAUAUUCCGAAGUUUGUGGCGAUCAAGCCGGAAUCCUCAGGGCCGAAAUACUCCGCGCUCCUGAUGGCUUUGGCUUCAGCAAGCUCUUUGCCUUCGAAGGUGGCUGAUGCGGCCACCACGAAAGUGGCAGCACCCAAGAAGAAAGCGCACUGGGCGGUGAGCUUCGUGGCGGGCUUUUGCUCCGGCGCCACGGAGGUUUCGGUGACGAUGCCUUUGGACACAGUGAAGACCUUUUGCCAGGUGAACCGCACGGGUAUGGGACCUGUGGCGGGCGCCCAACAGAUCUAUCAGCUGAAGGGCCUGCAGGGUUUCUACUUUGGACUUCCUGCGGUCCUACUUCAGGUAGCUGGGAAAGGAGCCAUUCGCUUCACCGCUUUUGAGCAGUUCAAAUUCCUGAUGCACCUGACCCCAGUGCCCAGAGCUUCCAUCGACUUCCUGGCCGGCAUCGGGGCCGGCUUCGCCGAGGCCUUUUUGUGGACCACGCCCACGGAACGUCUGAAAGUGUUGCGUCAGAACGACAUCAAGUCGGGCUUGAACAGAUAUUCCAGCCUCAUGGGCUCCAUUCGAACUGUGGCCACCGAACAUGGCAUCACAGGGCUCUACGCAGGCAUUGGUGCCACUGGCAUCCGACAAGCCAGCGGCGUUGGGGUGCGCUUCGCCCUCUACGGGCGAGUCAAGUCCGCCCUGACCACGGAUCCACCGCAAAUGUGGCAGUCCGCCGUAGCAGGAGGCAUCACGGGCUGCUGCAGCACCUUGCUGAACAAUCCCAUUGACGUGAUCAAGUCCAGGAUCGAAGCGCAGGACGGGAAGACCAAGGAGUACACAGGUACGAUCCAAGCUUUCCGCGCCAUUCUGAAAGAAGAAGGAUUUUUGGCCUUCUACAAGGGCAUCGCCCCGCGACUCAUGAAGAUCUCCAUCGGUCAAGCGAUCACCUUCACGGCUUAUGAGGCUUACUCCAACACCUUUUCCAACCUCACGGGCCUCUGA